GUCAACAGGAGAGGAUGUUAAUAGCCGGCUCGGGCACACUGAGCGUAGUGGGUAACAGCAAGUCACAUACAGAGUCACGAGAUAGCCUGCAUGACCUCCGGAAGAGGGAAGUUAGUCCAAAGACAAGCGGGGAAGAUAGCACUAGGCCCAAAGUUCUAGAUCGAAGGGCUCGUCAAUCGAGCUGGAAGAGCUCUGCGGGUGCUGUGUGUCAAGGAGAGACUCGCUCACGGAGAGAGCAAGGGUGGCGAUACUGCCACACAAAUGCAAGAGAUAAUCUGCAUCACCUCGGACACGCGAAUGACAAACUGGGGAAGAGAGGCAAGAGAUGAAGGGGAAGGAAGGAGGAAGAGGGAGGACGGAGGAAGGAGGAAGGAGAGCAAGAGAAGGACCAUCUCGGUGCAGCGGUGAAGGCUGUCCUGAUAGAUGGGACUGAAGUCGAGAGUGAGUGAGAAUGAAGUCGAAGGUUUUGGACGAAGAGAGGUGAAGAGCGCUACAGAGCGACAAGCUACAAGGGAUGAAGAAGAAGAAGCAGAACAAGAGGAAGAAGAAGACGGAUAGUGAGGGGUGAAAACAGCUAAAUCAGCUCUCGGACCCUCGAUCGCAUGUUUCUCGAUAGUC
This is a messenger RNA of Kockovaella imperatae, 618 nucleotides long. RefSeq lists its product as hypothetical. The transcript has a single exon. NCBI's taxonomy places the organism in Eukaryota, Fungi, Basidiomycota, Tremellomycetes, Tremellales, Cuniculitremaceae. The coding region runs from base 15 to 329 and encodes 104 amino acids. The record is from RefSeq and is a predicted model, not a curated record.